Neltuma alba is the source of this 3945-nucleotide messenger RNA. Its product is annotated as disease resistance protein At4g27190-like. Gene Ontology annotation, molecular function: ADP binding. Lineage: Eukaryota; Viridiplantae; Streptophyta; Magnoliopsida; Fabales; Fabaceae. The record is from RefSeq and is a predicted model, not a curated record. The transcript has 5 exons. Bases 1 to 3945 code for a protein of 1314 amino acids.
AUGGCAGAGGUGGGAGUGUCGUUAGCGGCGAAACUUGCUGAAUAUCUAGUGGAUCCAACUUUACGGCGGUUGCAGUAUUUGUUCUGUGUCGGCAAAAUCACCAAAAACGUUCAGAUCAGAAAGGAGGAGCUGAUACUCAAGCAAGGAAGGGUACAGGAACGUGUUCAAGAGGCCAUCAACAGGACUGAGAGGAUUGAUGGUGAGGUUGACAGGUGGAAGAAUGAUGUAAAGAGUCUCAUAGCAGAGGUGGAGGAAUUGGAGGACGAACUAGGGGCCAACAAUGGCUGUCAUCGACGAUGGUAUCCUACUUGGAGGAGAUAUUGUCUCUGCAAAAAGUUGGCUAAGACAACCCAGAGGAUGAUUGAUCUAAACACAAAGAGUGAUCGCUUCAAUCCAUUUUCUCAUCCUGUUAUUAUUCAAGGCAUAGAAUAUCACUCUUCUAAAGGUUUUAUGUUCUUUGAGUCAACGAAAAAAGCACAUGAUGAACUAUGGGCAGCAUUGCAAGAUGAUGAUAGCUCUAUGAUCGGGUUGUGGGGUAUGGGCGGUUCAGGCAAAACCACAUUGGUAAAGGAAAUAGGAAAGAAAGCCAAAGAAUCAAAGCUAUGUGAUGAAGUUAUAAUUGCAACAGUAACCCAAACUCUAAAUAUCAGGAAGAUUCAAGGUCAAAUUGCGGACUUAUUGGGACUUGAGCUGAAGCAAGAAACUGAAGAGGGAAGGGCAAGAAGAAUUGCAUUGAAAUUACAAAGUUCAAACAAACGAAUUUUGAUUAUAUUAGAUGAUGUAUGGGAUACGCUGAACCUUGAGGAUAUAGGGAAUCCCUAUAGGGAUGAAGGUCCAAGAAACUGUAAAAUUCUUCUCACCACACGUCGUCAAGAAGUGUGUACUAUGAUGGAUUGCCAGAAAACAAUUUCCCUGGGUUUGUUAACAGAAGGUGAAGCUUGGGAUCUAUUUCAAACUCAUGGUAGAGUAGAUGAUGGUGUUAGAAAAGUGGCUCAAGAAGUUGUCGCUGAAUGUAAGGGACUACCCAUUGCAAUUGUGGCCAUGGGAAAGUGCUUAAGAAGAAAAGGACUUGAUGAGAUGAAUGUAGUAUUGCACAGGUUGAGACAUUCAAAGCCACUUGAUGAGGAUAAAGCUUUUACUUGUCUCAAGUUAAGCUACGAUUACUUGAGAAAUGCAGAGGCUAAGUUGUUGUUCUUGGUAUGCGCCAUGUUUCCUGAAGAUCAUGAAAUCGAAAUUGAAGAUCUUUUUAGAUAUGGAGUUGGAUUAGGCCUAUGCAAAGAUGCUGACUCAUUUGAAAUAGCAAGGAGCCAAGUUAGAGCAGCUAUAAAUGUUCUCGUUGACUCUUCAUUGUUGAUGUUUUCUGUCAGCUCCAGAAAAGAAAAAUGUGUGAAAAUGCAUGAUAUAGUUCGUGAUGUAGCUUUAUGGGUAGCAACUCAAGAGAAUAGUACCAUUAUGGUAAACAAUGGAAAAGAAUGGAAUAAAUUGAUUUCUGAUGAAGUUAUAAAAGAUUGCUAUGCUAUAUCUUCAUGGUAUGAUGAUGGUAUAUUAUUUCAAUUUUUGUCUCAACUGGGUGCUCCAAAACUUGAGUUUCUAUUAUUAGAUUCUGUGAAACUUGUUGAUGCAUUACAUGCAUCAUUUGAAGGCUCUACAGGACUCAAGGCAUUGAUUAUGAUGUGCAAGUAUUUCCAUAGGAUUGAGCUACAACCUCAAUCAAUUCAACACUUGUCUAAUCUUCAGACUUUGCGAUUGCAAGGUUGGAAUUUACGUGACAUCUCUUUUGUGGUAAGCCUUACAAGACUUGAAAUUCUUGACUUGCGAAGAAGUAUGUUUAAAAGAAUGCCGAAUGGAAUUGAAAAUUUAAACAAGCUGAAGUUGUUAGAUUUGUCAUAUUGUAACAUAGGUGAAUGUUGUUACCAAGUAAUAGGAAGGUGCUCACAGUUAGAAGAGUUGUAUGUUUCCACGCAUUUUCCAAAGUCAAAAAAUGCAAAAUGCUAUGAAUGCCUUAUGGCCCCUAUUGCUUUGAUGAAACUGAGAAGGUAUAGGAUAGAAAUUGGGGGGCGUAACAUAGGCUUGACACCUCAAAAUGAAAGUGCAAGAUAUUUACGCUUUGUUCAGUUAAAUAUCGCCAUGUUAGGUGUAGGAAUCAAGGAUCUUGCACAAAUAGCAACUGCAAUUGAAUGUUAUAAGCUUAAGGGAGGCAGCAGAAGUUUCAUGCCUAAUGUUGUUCAAGCUAGCGGAGGCAUGAAUGAGUUAUCUAAACUCUAUCUUAGAAGGUGUUCAGAGAUGGAAUGCAUUGUUGACAAAAUUAAUGCUCAUGAAGAUGCGAUUGCCCCAAGAUUGGGUGAGUUAGUGCUAACAGACAUGGAUAAUCUUCAACAACUACAUCGUGGUCCUUCUUCUGUUAGCUUGUUCCAAAAGCUAGAAACACUAACUAUAUCCAAUUGCCCUCAGUUGCUCCACAUAUUCCCUGCUGAUUGCAACUUAGGCAAUCUUAAGUUUCUCAAUAUUUUCAGUUGUCCGAGGUUGACAUCUCUCUUCGCUAUCUCUACUAUGUGCACUUUGUUGUCCUUACAAGAGCUCCGAAUAGAAAGUUGCGGUGAACUGAAGCAUGCAUUAGAGGGAGAGGGUGAUGGUGAUGCAUGGGAGAAUUCUAGAUUCCCAAAAUUGAAAAUUUUGUCUAUUGAUAAAUGCCGCAAAUUAGAAUCUGUAUGCCCGGUCUUUUUAGCUCAAAGGUUUGUACAAUUGCAGCGUCUAUCCAUAACAACUGCUCCUCAGAUGAAAUUUGUGUUCGGUGAAAAUGCUGAUGAAGAACAACCACUACGUGACCAAGAUGAGAUUCAAAUAGCUCUUUCUCUUUUGGAAUACCUCACACUGACAAAUCUUCCAAACCUUGUCGGAAUUUGCUCAAAGAGGUAUCAUCUACGGUGGCUAUCUAUAAAGACAAUAGAAGGGGAGGAUUGUCCAAAUCUGGAACUUGAGAGCCAUCCACUGAGGAAUGAAGAACACAGGUCAUUGACAACUAUAGAAAGUAUUCAACUUCAUAACUGUGGAGUAGAAUCCAUUUCCCUCUAUAAGACAGGCUCUGAAGAACAAUUUCCAACAUUUCAAUCCCUUAAAAAACUAGUCUUGCGAAAUCAUGCAAGAUUGAAAUAUGUCUUUUCUGCUCAUAUGUGUCAAAGUCUUCCAGAGUUAACUUCUGUAACCAUAUCUUGCUGUGAGGAGUUGGAGGCAAUCUUUUUGGAGAAUGAAAAGACUCAGAAAAAUCUAGCUAAUGCAGAAUCCUGUCUGCCGAAAUUAAAGAGGUUGGAAGUCUUUGAGUGCAACAAGCUUAAAUUCAUUUUAUCUUUCAUGAUUGGUCCUACUGUCUCAAUGCUUCCACAACUAAGCACUCUAACCGUAUCAGAUUCUUCUCAAAUGGAAGAAAUUUUCAAAUGCUCAAAGGUUGAAGAUCAUCAGAUUGACAGUAGUGAAAAGGAGAUUACAUUACCAAACCUGAAAUCUAUGAGACUUGAGAACUUGCCAAGACUUGUUAAUGUCUGCCAAGGAUUCAAGUUGCAGACAGGGGAGUUUUGCACACUUAACGUUCAUGAAUGCCCAAAACUUAUGCCAAUGAUGGGUGCAACUAUUGAUUGGACUAACGAGCGACUCGUAAGGAAGUAUGUGUUGAAAUACAACCAAUUAAAUAAUAAUGAGGCUCUCAAUCUUCCGCUUUCUGUUCUGAAUGCUGGAGAACUUGAUAUUCGAAGUCCUGGAGUUGAACACAAGUGGCGAGUGAUUGGUGAUGAUGAGCAAGAAGAAACCAAUAACUCAGAAAUGUUGAGAUCAGAAGAACAAAUGGCGAGAGGUCUUGUUCCCACGCAAGUUUUAAGCUUUCAACAUCUUCAUUCCUUAGAAAUUAUUAAAAACAAGAAAUUAAAACAACUAAAACUGAUUAUUAAGCUCUAG